Molecule: messenger RNA, 2468 nt
Organism: Lepisosteus oculatus (spotted gar)
Lineage: Eukaryota; Metazoa; Chordata; Actinopteri; Semionotiformes; Lepisosteidae
Product: parvalbumin beta-like
Cellular component (GO): cytoplasm
Molecular function (GO): calcium ion binding
Source: RefSeq, a predicted model, not a curated record
AUGUGAGGCACGCUGACGACGUCAGAAAGUGAAACAAGGAAAGUUUCUACACGGCUGCUAGCCGCAGCUGAAGAUGGUGCUACUGUCAGGUACAAGAGGUCCGGCCGCUCCGCUCCGGGACGCGCUCUUCAGACCCAGGGGUUUUUCCCGGCAGCCAGACCUGUUCCGAGCCGGGAUUUCAGGUCCGACAGGGUGUUUUUAGGAGAAGGGCUCCGCGGAGUGGCAGCUUGUGACCUUGUGUGCGAGCGACACGCUUUCUGCAAACGCCCACAAAACAUUACAUAUAAUAGUCUCGGGCGCGGGGGGGGCGUCUGCUUUUGAAAACCAGAUUUUCAGCUGUUGGAACCGAAGACACUCCUGCUUUGUCCAAUGAGCUUGCAAGGGCUUCACAGCGCGUCGCUGGCUCCCUGUUUAUGUUGCGCCACAAACAGUCGCCAUAGGAACAAUAGAACAGCCACACAAUCGGGGGGAGGAGGACAGCCUCCUGGCAAAGCGGAGUGGAAUAGCUCUGCUUGCUAAGGAGGCGAUACCGAGAUAUAUAUAUAUAUUAUUUCUGGGGGAGGAGGGAGGUAGACUAUGGAGUGUAUGGGAUCAGUCUGCAUUAAAUAAGACGUUUAAGACUUUUUCUUCUGCAUUUGACUACUCAAACAGCAGCGCGGAAAAGCGGCCAGGGCUCUCCGGGGCUCCCCGGCCGAGGGCGGCGGCUCUCCAUUCCGGGCGAGACGCUGCUGUUGUGCCCCUUUGCUUCAGCAAACUGCUCCCCGCUGGAUAAACGGGCGCUUCUCAAGCCGCCAUUGCGAAGGGGACUUGCGCCUUGGUUCUCUUGCAUUCUGAAGACAGAAAAACAACGCUGGCGUUAACCAGGCCUUUCUGCGCGUGUGGAGCCACCCUUCAUCGCCCCCAAACAGGGGCCGCGAGCCAGCUGCCCUGCCCCGCCCCGACACGGGACUCUGCCCGCAGAAUUGCCCCCCCGGCCGGCGCACCACUUCGCCAUCUACCGUUCAAAACGGAUAAUUGCAUGGUUGGCAAGUGGGGGGAAAACCGGGGGGGGGGGGAUUCAUAUUUCAAAUAAGCGCUCGGCUUUCCGUUAACAUCACUCAUAGGUACGGAAAGCAGAAUAAAAAAAGAGAAAAAUCAAUGUGACACCUUUACCGGUUGUACGUGCCGAUGACGCGUGUCCGGCUGAAAUGUUCUGUGUGCUCGGCGGUGGCGUUCUGGCUCCCCGGAACCCUGUCCUGGACAGCAUUCACCUUGACUUUCCGUGUCUUUACGAACUCAUAAUGCAGCGCGGAUGUAAUAGGUUCGUGGAUUUAUUUUUCCCCCUCACUGCACCUUGAACUAAUCGCUGGCUCUGCACAAGAACGACCGAGCCGUGCCCGGCUUCUGCUUUCCAGCAACCACCUGGAAGCGAAACAGGAGUAACCUUCUGCGUGAAGCUUCCGCCCAGACCCUUUCCGCGGAGCCAGGGGAAACGGACCCGGCCAGCGGCUGUCAUUUGCAGGCAGACACGUUUGAGAAGAAUCAGAGGGGAGAUGCGCCCGUGCGUUUACUAGACAAUCUCAAUAGCGAGGGAAAUAAGUCCUCCCUUUGGUCCCAAUCUCUGCUUGCAGGCGUGUUUUUCAGGAGAUAACAUUAAAUAGGAUAUACUAAUGGCACGAAUAGAUGGUGGGUGCUUGUGGGGAGGGGAGGGAGAGGGGACUGGCUGGUAACGCGCACCAAGGCGCUCAGGUCUGGGUCAAGUGGCCGCAGUAACUACUGUACCUGUCAUUAACACCUGUGAGUCGGCGCUGGUGGCAAAGACGUUGGAAAACAAGGGCAGAUGGCGAGCAGAUCGUUCCUAGCGCCCAGCUGGAACAGAAGCGAGCCCUUCCCGGAGUCCCCUCCUCUCCAGAUCCAGCCAUGGCCCUGAGCGGACUCCUCGCUGCCGGCGCCGUCGCCGCGGCCCUGACGGCCUGCCAAGCCACUGGCUCCUUCGACCACAAGGCGUUCUUCGCGGCGGUGGGUCUGUCCAAGAAGUCGCCGGCGGACGUCGAGAAAGUGUUCAAGGUCCUGGACCAGAACAACAGCGGCUUCAUCGAGGAAGACGAGCUGCAGUUGUUUCUGCAGAGCUUCUCCAAAGGAGCGCGGGUCCUGACGGCUGCCGAGACCAGGGCGUUCCUGUUGGCCGGAGACUCCGACGGGGACGGGAAAAUCGGAGUAGAAGAGUUCUCAGCCCUCGUUAAGUCCUAACUCAAGAGCUACUACAGCGAUGUCCGCUGUUCUGCACCUGACAGUAUUCGGAGACACGUAACCUGAUACUCGAUCGGACAAGAUACUUUUCUCUCUGCAUCCGCGUUUGCAAUCAUAGCAUGUCAAGACCCGCUUCUGUUACUCUUUUCAUUAGAAACACCUAGCUGAUGCAUUGUUAAUGUAGACCACAAAUUACUGAGUUAAUAAAUUCAGUGUUAAUAAAAUACAUUUGAACCAAA